GCGGCUUUUCGGCCAACUAAAAAAUCAGAAGAAAGAACUUUCGGGGUGGGAACAAACACACACAAUACAUUCGUAGAACCACAACAAAAAAAAUAGAAUCCAAUGGCCAGUUGUGCGCCGGUGAUCGUGUGGAACGGUGCUCAGUUUACGGCCAGCAGCAGGGAACUGGAGCAGCUGCGUCGGGAUUACGGUCUGGAUGCCCGGAUGUUGGAGGCCACGCUAGUGCCGCGAUAUAAACGCCAUAAGCCGCAGGCAGCGGCCCGUAAUGAUCACGUCCGGUUCACCAAGGAGCAGCAAUCGGAUUGGAUCUUGAAGCAGGAUCGCAGCACCAACGUUAGCCAGGUGAACUUUCAUCCCUGGGCGGGUGCCCACUUUGAUUUGGUGCCCUGGCGUCGUACCCGAUCGGCUUUGGAUCUCACCUCUGUUGCGGAUUACAAUCACGGCCUGGUGGAUCCCAAGUCCCUUAAGGGUUUGGAGAAAUUGGAGCUGAGGCAACAGCGCAGGAGGCUACAGCGCGCCAGGUCCACUCAUCAGGGUCUCCGGCGAUUGGUUCGCGUCCGCCUGAUCUUCUCCAUUGAAUUGCGGCACAAGCGGAUGGAGGUCCUGCGAAAGAGUGCUCUGCCCAUUCGGGUGUUUGAGCAGCGGUUUGCCCUCUCCGAAAACGAGAGCGCCGCCUACGAGCGCAUCCUACUGGAUGCCAAUGCUGGAGUGGAUCAGCAUGUGGGCUACUUCAGCCGGAGGCAAAUGACCAGCCAGGAGUCCAAAGAGGAGCUGGUGGUGGACUUUGCCAGCGAAACGGAGGCGGAUGACAGGCCGGAGGAGGAGAAGGAUAGGGAGAAUCCCGAGGAGGCCCAGUAUGCCACAAUAGCCCCGCCAGAAAAGGGAGGCAGUGCAUCAGCACCAGUCAAGGAAUCCGGCCAGGUGCCAUGCGUCAAGUGCCGCGACAUUGCCAUCAAAUUGAGAACCAUAAACGAUUAUGCGCUCAAUUCGAAUCUGCACCUGAACCACAGCAACAAACUAAACAAUCUGCAGCUGAACAAUAAGCUGCUGCACAGCAAUCAAAACCACAGCGGCAACAUUAAUCCGAGCAGAAUGCACGCCCACCAGCUGGAUUCCUACCUGGGCGGUGUGGGCGGUAUGAUGAAUCUGGGCAACAUGGCCCAAAUGGGCCAGAUGCACCAUCCGGGGAGCGUUUCCGGCAGCGAAAGACCCAACGGAGGAGCACUGGCCCUCCACUAUGCCGCCGCUCGUGGCUGCCUUGAUUGCGUCCAACUGCUGGUCGCCGCAUCCGUGGAUAUUUGCUACUUCUCCACCAUCAACGUUAAGAAGGGCCUCCUCGGCCGCAUGACCACAAGUCUGACCUCCUACCGCCGCAGCAAGCAGAAGUCCAAGUCGAACAAUGACAUCCACACGAUCAUCGCCACGGAGGUAACGGCCGCCAUACUGAGCAGCAGUGUCCACAGCAGCACGGGAUCGGAGACCGAGGAGGUACAGACCACCACGCUCAUCGAGGAGGCGGCCCAGGAUCGCAGGAGUGAGGAACAGGAGAACCAGAGCCAGUCCCAGAAUCAGAAUCAGAACCAGAACCCUCACCACCACGCCAAGGAUCCACAUCCCAACCAAAUGGAUUCGCACCACCAUCUGCACCACCAGCGCAAGGCAGCCGUGGAGGUGGUGCGCCAGCAGAUGGAUGAGGACAUGGAGGAUCGGGACUCCAACGAGGAUGACGAGGCCACACCCAUGAUGAGCGGCGUGGGGCGCAAGGAGCAGAACAACCGACGCAGCGUGGUCAGCGCCAAUACGCAAAUGGACAACGAUGUCACGCCCGUUUACUUGGCGGCGCAGGAGGGCCACUUGGAGGUGCUCAAGUUUCUGGUGCUCGAGGCCGGCGGCUCUUUGUACGUCCGUGCACGCGACGGCAUGGCACCGAUCCAUGCCGCUUCACAAAUGGGCUGCUUGGAUUGCCUCAAAUGGAUGGUCCAAGAUCAAGGCGUGGACCCCAAUUUGAGGGACGGCGAUGGAGCCACGCCCCUGCACUUUGCCGCCUCCCGAGGUCACCUGUCCGUGGUCCGUUGGCUGCUCAAUCAUGGAGCUAAACUAUCCCUGGAUAAAUAUGGCAAGUCACCCAUCAACGAUGCCGCAGAAAAUCAGCAGGUUGAGUGCCUGAAUGUCUUGGUUCAGCAUGGCACCUCGGUGGACUACAAUGGCAAGGGCAGCUCGCAGCGACACAAGUCGCAGCAGCAACUGCACCACCAGCAACAUCAACAGCAGCAACAACAGCAGCAUCAGCAGCAGCAACAACACCUGAGCAGUAGCUGCAACUCGAACUCGAACUCCUCGAAGCAGACGAGUCGCAGUAAUACCAUCAAAUCCAAGUCCUCCUCGACUUUGAGCUCUGAUGUGGAGCCCUUCUACUUGCAUCCACCGGCCAUAGCAGGCGGAGCUGGAGGAUCAUCAAUGGGCUUGGGCAUGGGCAUGGGCAUUGGCAUGAACGUGGGCAUGGGCAUGGGCAUGGGCCUGGGAAUAUCGAGGAAGAACAGCGAUGCCCUGUACUCCCAGCAAUCGAGGAGUUCAUCCGAGAAGCUAUACAAUGGUUCGUCCUCUUUGGGUGGCAAUCCGGGCGGCAACAGUUCUUCAGGAGGCGGAGGAGGAGGUGGAGGUGGCGGCGGUGGUGGUGGAGGUGGCGCCCUGCUGCCCAACGAUGGCUUGUAUGUGAAUCCCAUGCGAAAUGGCGGAAUGUACAAUACGCCCUCGCCAAAUGGCAGCAUCUCGGGGGAGUCCUUCUUCCUGCACGAUCCGCAGGAUAUCAUCUACAACCGUGUGCGCGAUCUGUUUGUGGACUCCGAUUGCAGCAGCAGUGUGAAGCAGCAUGGCAAGAGUCACGCCCACGGCCACCAGCUGCUGCAGUCGAAGGCGGGCAAUGCCAUGACCAUACAGGCGGAUGUCCAUUCCAGCUCCAGUGGAGCGGGCAGUGGCUCCGACGAGUCCGUGUCCAUCUCGUCCAGCUUCAAUUCGCCGAAGCAGCAGCAGCAGAUGCGCAGCCAGAGCUUCAAUCGCCAUGGCAGCAGCAGCAACAUUAGCAACAUCAGCGCCAGUGGCAACAUGAAAAGCAACAACAACUACAAGCCGCACAAGGGAAUGACGAGCAAUCAGAAUGGCGGCGGGGAUCACGACUACGAGGAUAUCUAUCUGGUGCGCGAAGAGUCGCGCAAGCAGCACCAGCAGCAGCAGCAACAUCAACACCAACACCAGUUGCAGCAGCAACAGCAGCAGCAGCUGCAACAUCAGGCCGUGCAACAGCAACAGCAGCAGCAGCAGCAACACAAAUACAACGUGGGGCGCUCGCGAUCGAGGGACAGUGGCUCCCAUUCGCGUUCAGCCAGCGCCAGUUCCACCAGGAGCACGGACAUUGUUCUGCAGUACAGCAAUCAUCACUUGAACAACAAGCGCAACAUGAACAACAGCAGCAACAUGAACAACAGCAGCAGCAACAUUGCACUCACCAAUAACAACAAUAACAGCCUGCUGAAUCGCAAUAAAUCGCAUUCGAUUAUUGGAUUGCACAGCAGCAAGUACGAGUCCUCGCUGAAGGAUAACUACAGUGCGAAGAAUGUGAAUCUGAAGAACCAGCUUCUGAACGGCGGCAUCAAGAGCGACACCUACGAGAGCGUCUGUCCGCCGGAGGAUGUGGCCGAGCGGACCAAGCAAACGCACAAGAACUCCAUGAUCCGUAACAAUCUGGCGGAUGCCUCGACCAACAACAAUAAUAAUAACAACACCAGCGGCAGCAUCAGCAACAUCAACAACAUUGGCAACAUGAACGGCGGCAAUCAGAGCAGCAGGAAUCUCAAGCGGGUCUCCUCGGCGCCACCCAUGCAAAAUUUGGCCGUGGUUAAUGGACCACCUCCACCACCAUUGCCGCCUCCAUUGAGGGCACCCGUUCAACAGCAGCGCAACAACUUGAACGCCGAACAGCAGAACAACAUGAACGCCAACAAUAGCAUCUACAACAAGAAUGUCUACGGAUCGAGCCAGGCUCAAACCAACCCUGGUGGAGCUGGUGGUGCAGCUCCUCCUCCAGUUCCAGCUCCCAAUCCCGUGGUCACUGAGGCCGUUGACUCCGAUUCUGGACUCGAGGUGGUCGAGGAGCCGAGCUUGAGGCCAUCGGAACUGGUGCGCGGCAACCACAAUCGCACCAUGUCCACCAUAUCGGCGAACAAGAAAGCCAAGCUGCUUAAUGCCAGCAGCACAAAUGGCGUUAGUGCCGUCAAUCCGGAGGAGUCCCGAUCCGGAGGAGCUGGAAAUGCUGGCAAUGGCAAUGCAAAUGGUAAUAGAGCCGCAGACAAUGCCCAUUUCUAUGGCUAUUCGGAGGGACCCAAGGGUCAAAGGAGCAAUGUGAAUGGCAAUGGGAAUGGAAACUAUCAACAGCCGCAUUAUCAGCCAACUGGCCAGCCACAUCAGUACACACCCAGCCUGUAUGGUGGAGGCUCCUCCGCCGAGGACCACUACGAGCUCACCCAGCAGCAGAUCUAUGGGGAAACCCAUUUGGCCGGCGGACAACGGACCGGUGGACCCAAUCUGGUCAACAAGCAGCUGGUGCUGCCGUUUGUGCCGCCCAGUUUUCCCAAUAAAUCACAAGACGGCGUCACGCAUCUCAUCAAGCCGUCCGAGUAUCUCAAGAGCAUCAGCAUCGACAAGCGUUCGUGUCCAUCCUCCGCCCGCUCCACGGACACGGAGGACUACAUGCAGAUACAGAUCGCCCAGCAGCAGCAGGUGCACCACUCGCAGCUCCACUCGCAGCAUCCACAGUCACAUCCCCAUCCACAUUCGCACCACCCCCAUCCGCAUCAGCACCCACAUCCACACCACCCCCACCAGCUGCAUGGAAUGGGCGAGCAGCCGCCGUUGCCUCCUCCGCCGCCACCGCUGCCCCAUGGAAUGCUGCCGCCGCAGCCACCGAUGGGUGGUCCGCCAAUGGGCGGAGCAGGCGGCCAGGAUGCCACCAUGAAUGGCAAAUCGCACAAGCCCAAGAAGCCGCACGGAUCGGCGCCCAACAGCCAGGACACGGCCUCCAGGAAGCAGCACCAGCCACUGUCGGCCAUCUCCAUUCAGGAUCUGAACAGCGUCCAGCUGCGCCGCACGGACACACAGAAGGUGCCGAAGCCCUACCAGAUGCCCGCGCGCAGCCUGAGCAUGCAGUGUCUGACCUCCAGCACGGACACCUAUCUCAAGUCCGACCUAAUUGCCGAGCUGAAGAUCUCCAAGGACAUACCCGGCAUCAAGAAGAUGAAGGUGGAACAGCAGAUGGCCAAUCGGGUGGACUCGGAGCACUAUAUGGAGAUCACCAAGCAGUUCUCGGGCAACAACUAUGUGGACCAGAUACCGGAACGGGAUCAGGCCGGCAACGCCAUACCCGACUGGAAGCGUCAGAUGAUGGCCAAGAAGGCGGCCGAGCGGGCCAAGAAGGACUUCGAGGAGCGCAUGGCCCAGGAGGCGGAGUCGCGCCGACUCUCCCAGAUUCCCCAAUGGAAGCGGGACCUAUUGGCUCGGCGCGAGGAGACGGAGAACAAGCUGAAGGCGGCCAUCUACACGCCCAAGGUGGAGGAGAACAACCGGGUGGCGGACACCUGGCGACUGAAGAACCGCGCCAUGUCCAUCGACAACAUCAACAUCAAUCUGGCCGGCAUGGAGCAGCACUACCAGCAGAUCCAGUUCCAGCAGCAGCAGCAACAGCAGCAUCAGCAGCAGCAGCAACAGCAACAGCAUCAGCAGCUCCAGUUGGGCAACAAGGAGAACCAUGGCGAUCUAAAGGGCAUUCAUCAGGAUCAGGAUCUGGAGCAGGGCGGCAAUGGCGGUGGCGUCGGUGGAGUCCAGGAGCUUCUCGAGCCAUCAUCAGACGGCAGCCAGGGACACGCUGAGGAGGAAGAGGAUAACAUCAUUCCGUGGCGCGCCCAGCUGCGCAAGACCAACAGUCGCCUCAGCCUGAUCUAAGCCCCCAUAUAUGUGACCCCAAAAACCCAUCCUAUCACUCGACUCCCAAGCGGUGCAUUUUUUUUUUGUUUUUUUUUUUUGAAUAACUUAAAGCAUGUGCAAUUAUAAAAAAAAAGAAAACCUAAAUAUAAACCAUAAAAACUAAGCCUAAGUUGUAGCUACUUACAUUGUACUAUAUGCAUUAUCAUAACCCCCUAUUAUUACGCCUAAUUGUACUCGAUGUUUUUUUUUUCGUGGCAAAAAGAAUAUUGUUAUUCCUAGGGUGCAGUAUCGCAAGGCGAAUCAACCGUAUAUGUCUUAUCUUAACUGCUGUCCUUAAGUUCUAUUUCGGUGUUGUAUUUUUAUCAUUUUUACUCUUCAUUAUUUUAUUAUUUUUUUUGCGACUCGGCUUGAAUUUACUAAGUAAUGGCAUUAAUUUAAUUGUCUUGGUUAAGCAUUUUUUUAUUGUUAUUUGUUUUUAUAUACGCGGCUCAAACAAUAUUAUUAUUAAUUACAUAAAUACAUAUUACAUCUAUAAAUAAACAAGCGAACGAACGA
Drosophila suzukii is the source of this 6528-nucleotide messenger RNA. RefSeq names its product espin protein forked (gene f). Lineage: Eukaryota; Metazoa; Arthropoda; Insecta; Diptera; Drosophilidae. Gene Ontology annotation, biological process: actin filament bundle assembly. Gene Ontology annotation, cellular component: cytoplasm. The record is from RefSeq and is a predicted model, not a curated record. Gene Ontology annotation, molecular function: actin filament binding.